Molecule: messenger RNA, 6896 nt
Organism: Carassius auratus (goldfish)
Lineage: Eukaryota; Metazoa; Chordata; Actinopteri; Cypriniformes; Cyprinidae
Product: chloride channel protein 1-like
Exons: 23
Coding region: 192-3050 (952 amino acids)
Biological process (GO): chloride transport; transmembrane transport
Cellular component (GO): plasma membrane
Molecular function (GO): voltage-gated chloride channel activity
Source: RefSeq, a predicted model, not a curated record
UUUUCUUGCAUGUGUGUGUUGCGGGUACUGUAACAUAAGAGUGAGACAGCAUGUGUGUAUCUCGUGCUUUGAGAGGGGUGGUGUGUGUAACUGAAUAAAUGGGUAAGAGUCGGUGAGUGUAUGUGUUUCAUAUGCUGUAACACAGGAGUGAGACUGCGUGUGUUUAUUUUUGGCUCAGUGCGAGCGUGUCGAUGGCUGCCGAUGCGUCGCAAAGGAAAGCUCUGAGAUACCAGCAAACCCUGCUGUAUGGGGAAUAUCGGGAGCAGCUGGGUAAUAUUGCCAGACGAGAGGCCACACGUCUGUUGACUGAAAGGCAAUGGAAGAGGCAUGCCGGCAAUGCCAAGGCAACCAGGAGAGGCCAUGGCCGAGCACAUCAUGCCAGCCUGGAUGUGGGGCCCAUGACACCAGGUUUAAGCCCCUCCUCUAUAAAGAAGCCACGUCCCUAUUCCAAAUGCCAGGCCUGCCUGUCCCGGAUCCAGAGGUAUAUAGUGACAAAGUUGGGCGAGGACUGGAUCUUCCUGGUUCUUUUAGGCCUCACUAUGGCUCUGGUUAGCUGGAGCAUGGACUAUGCCAGUGCCAAGAGCCUACAAGCAUAUAAGUGGAUGUACGGAGAGCUGAAGGGGAAUGUGGCUUUGCAGUAUCUGGCCUGGGUCUCAUAUCCCAUCAUCCUCGUCGUGUUUGCAUCCCUCUUCUGUCAUCUGGUCUCUCCUCAAGCUAUAGGCUCUGGGAUCCCUGAACUCAAGACCAUCCUCCGAGGUGUGGUGUUAAAAGAGUACCUGACGCUCAAGGCGUUUGUGGCUAAAGUCAUUGGUCUUACAGCUGGGCUGGGCAGUGGUAUGCCCAUCGGGAAGGAGGGUCCUUUUGUGCAUAUUGCCAGUAUAUGUGCGGCAGUGCUGAGCAGGAUCAUGUCCAUCUUCACCGGUGUGUAUGAGAACCCCUAUGGUUACACAGACAUACUGACAGUAGGAUGUGCUGUUGGGGUGGGCUGCUGUUUUGGGACUCCCCUUGGAGGUGUGUUGUUCAGUAUUGAGGUCACGUCAACAUAUUUUGCAGUAAGGAAUUACUGGAGAGGAUAUUUCGCUGCCACAUUCAGUGCCUUCAUAUUCCGAGUUCUGUCAGUGUGGAACAAAGAUUCUGUUACGAUAACAGCGCUGUUUCGUACAAACUUUCGAAUGGAUUUCCCUUUUGACCUUCAGGAACUGCCAGCUUUUGCAAUAAUCGGGAUCUCAUGUGGGUUUCUAGGGGCAUUCUUUGUAUAUCUAAACAGACAAGUUGUUCUGAUCAUGAGGAGACCAACGGCACUUACACGAUUUCUCACAAAACACCGGUUGAUUUACCCUGGUGCAGUGACACUAAUUAUAGCCUCCUUCACAUUUCCUCCGGGCUUCGGCCAGUUCAUGGCUGGAGAGCUGAUGCCCAGAGAGUGCAUUAAUUCACUGUUUGAUAACUUCACAUGGACAAAGAUCUGGGGUUCACCAGCUCCACCUGGAUUGGGUCGCUCUGCUGCCUGGCUCCAUCCACAAGUCAGCGUCUUCGUCAUCCUUAUCCUCUUCUUCAUCAUGAAGUUCUGGAUGUCUGCAGUAUCAACUACAAUGCCGGUCCCUUCUGGAGCCUUCAUGCCUGUUUUUAUAUUGGGAGCAGCAUUCGGCCGUUUGGUGGGUGAGAUCAUGGCCACGCUGUUUCCGAACGGAAUUCUGUUUGAUGGGAUUGUGUACCAAAUCCUGCCUGGAGGCUAUGCAGUGAUAGGGGCAGCAGCUAUGACAGGAGCCGUCACACACACAGUUUCAACAGCAGUCAUUUGUUUUGAACUGACGGGUCAAAUCUCACACAUUCUGCCCAUGAUGGUGGCCGUGAUUCUCGCCAACAUGGUGGCACAGGGUCUACAGCCUUCUCUUUAUGACUCCAUUAUUCAGGUCAAAAAGCUGCCCUAUCUUCCAGAGCUCAGCUUUGGCCACAUCAGUAAAUAUAAUAUCUUUGUGGAGGACAUCAUGGUGAAGAAAAUAAAGUUUCUGUCACCUCAGUCCACUUACAGAGAGCUGAAAGAUCUCCUGGAGUCCAUGUCUCUCAAAACCAUCCCGCUCGUCGACUCCAAAGAGUCAAUGAUUCUAUUGGGCUCCAUUGAGAGAUGUGAACUUCAGGCCGCCUUGGAUUGGUCCCUCUCUGCUGAGAGGCGGGUUUAUAUCCGAGGUGAGGGCGUGUCCAGCCCGGGGUCAAAGGUCAACUGGGAGUCCUUCGCCUUUGUGGAUGAGGAGGUUGGAGAGGAGAAUGGAGACAAGGGUAACACAGUCUCUGAAGAGUGUAACGGCCCACUGGGGUCCACCAAAACCACAAACGUCUCCACAAAUCACUCCACAUCUGCAGGUGCCCUGCAGUCUGUGAGGAGGACUCUUCGUCGUCUUUUCUCCUCAUCUUCCUCAUCAGGGCAGACUGAGCUGGAGAGCCCUGCAGCUCCUCCUGUAGUUGAUAACAUGACUCCUGAAGAGAUCAAAGCCUGGGAAGAGGAAGAGCUGGAUAAGCCCAUUGAUAUCGAUCAGAUCCGUGUUGACCCCUCACCUUUUCAGCUGGUGGAGAGAACAUCCUUGCAUAAGACUCACACCCUGUUCUCUCUGCUGGGUCUCAGUCAUGCGUAUGUAACUAGUAUUGGUAAACUGGUAGGGGUGGUCGCACUAAAAGAGCUCCAGAAAGCAAUCGAGGGUUCGACUCGUAGCGGAGUGCGACUGCGUCCUCCUCUGGCCAGUUUCAGAGACGCCAGACGCAAGGCCAAAAAGCCUUCGCGUUCCCCUUCCGUCCCAUCCUCUCCCACUCGGGACAGAGAGCUGUGGAGCGAGAGUGUGAAGAGAGAAACUAAAGACAAGUCCGCUGAUAGUUGUAUCCAGACAGACGUCAAAGAGUGUGAUAUAGCCACAGGCAGCAGCAGCAGAAGUACCGCCAGCACCUCUCAGGAGCAACUACCUUCCCCUUCUUCUUCCACACUCCCUCUCUCCUCUCGUCAUUCUGUGCCUGAAGGAGAGGUGGAUGCUGAUAGAGAGAGUGAUGAGGAGCCUUUAUAGGCCUAUUGUUUAUCAUUUUCUCAAAUUCAGCCCUCCGGGGGGAUGCAAACCAAAUUAUGGUGCCGACUUUGGGCCCAGCACAAGAGCUGCACCUUCAGACUUGUUGAUUGAUUUUCUACUCUCGACUCUACUCUACAGGACUCUCUAUACUCUUUCUUUCUAGAGGUUUUUUCACUUGUUGUCUAUACAUUUGUACAUAUGGACAGUCGGUCUGACGCAUCUCACUGAAUGUCUUCUCCUCCUUUGCUAGUCGAUCCCCGUGUUUGUCUGCUGAACCUGAUAUUAUAUCUGUAAAAAUGAAAGAUUUGUUUCCCUAACAAGUGAUUUGUAUUUGAUCUGACCCUUGUCUUGGUAUAACUGAUAUUUCUUUUUAAUUGUAUAGAUGUGAAAUUUAAAACAAUAUUUCAGGUUCAAUACAAGUUUAACUCAGUUCAGUGCUAAUGUUAGCUUUAACUAAGAUUAUUUUCAAUUGUUUUGUAAAUUGAAAUGAAGCUGAAACGAUAUAUAUAUAAUUAGAAGUUUAAGUCAAAUGAAGUUAAAGUUCUAGGUUACAGUUGUUGACAUUAACGAACUAACAAUGGAAGCAUACUUCUAAAACAUUUAUUAAUCUUAAUGCUAAUUGCCACAUUUAUUAAUGCAUUAUUAAAAUCUAAAGUUUUAUCUUUUAAUGUUAUUUAAUGGACCUGGGCUAACAUAGGGUAACAAUGAACAGUUGUAUUUUUAUUAACUAAAAUAAACAAAGAUGAAUAGAUAUUGUAGCAAAUGUGUUGCUCAUUAGUUAAUGCAAAUGUUAUUAGCUAAAGGCACCUUGAUUAAAAUUAAAACAAAAAUGAAAAAUAAUUAUAGCAAUAAUAUAAGCUAUAAAUGCUAUAAUAGUAUGUACAUAAUACUAAAAUAACACUGGCUAAAUUGAAAACAUUUGUUACAAUAUUGAUUAGAACAACAUCUGUCCUUUGUUUUCUUUAAAAAAGCAAAAAUCAUUGUUAAUCUAUUUUUUGGGAGGGGGUGUGGUUAAAAGUAAAAAAAAAUGAAGGUUUUAGUUUUAUAAAAGCACUUACAUUAAUUAUUCUGUGAAAAUGUGUGAAUAUUUUAAUAAAUACGGCUGUAAAGCUGUUUAAAUCAUAAUUGUUAUCAUCAUUUUAGGGUUUGUGUUUAUAGAAUUACAUUGUCAUGGUAACAAAGUUGUGAAUUUGUAUAAUUUUAAACACAAAAUGUUAGGAAUUGAUUUAAUUCACACUAAAACCAUCUUCACAUUAAUAUUUUCUAUAUCUUGUAGCUAUAAUAUUUAAACAUUUUGUAUUUAAACGUUCACUUUCAUUGUAAGUGCCUCAGUAACCAAAUCAUUUAAAAAAAAAUAAAAUAAGAAGAGUACAUUUAUUUUUGUGCCGCAAAUAAUUUAGUCACAAUGUUGAUUGAUCUUGUGCUGAACCUGGUAUAUUCAUCUAAUCACUAGACAUUCAUUAUGAAGCUGAUUUGUUUACUACAUAAUUUAAGCUGCAAAGUCAUUACUCUAUCAUUGAAUCUUUGUUUAAUUAUUAUAACUAUUGAUGAAUAUCUGAUUCGUUUUUAUUUGUUUUAAUGGUCUGAAUAGCAUGCAGGCUUUUUGCCACGUCUUAAAAAUACACAGUGCGCAAUACUGCUUUGUUUGCUUCAUUUAUUAAUUUUUUCUUCAUUAUUUUGGGAAAAAUAAAGGAAUAGUAAUAUUCUUGAAGGUCAGGGAGGUGUUUUGUUCGUGCAGGAAAAAGAGAUGUGAAAGAGAGAGUCCGAUGGAGGAAGAGGAAGAGCACAUUGGAAGAACCCGCUCAAAACCUUCAGUGAAGCAUGCAUAGAUAUACGUAUCACAGAGCACUUCUUAUAUCACACCUCUAACAGCUCAGUCAGUCAAUGGAUUUGUGCCUGUAUAGCUUGCUAAAUGUGUUGACUCCACGCAAUCAUAAACCAAUUUGAUCACAAUAGUGUUUUUUUUUAUCCAACGUGUUACUACUUCUGAAUAUGAUUCUUCGACCAAGAGGAGACAACACAGGGUUUGAGUAAUAGACAGAUAACAUGGAACGAGAGAGGAGGAGAGAAAGACAAGUACACUAGUUUACAGAGAGAAGGAAAGAGGUAGAACAAAAGAGCGGUUACAGCAUCACGCCAACAGACAGUUUUGUAGUGAAAGAUGGCAGUAGAAUUGUACCAAAAAAUCCAUUUGAGAUCAGUUCAUCUGUAAACACAAGUGAUAAACCACUACAUCCAAGGAAAUACAUUUGGCUUUUUGUUAUUUAUUCAUUCGGGUAUUCCUUAUCUUACAUAAAAAGCAAUAAAAGAGAACAUGACAUCACUCCUUUGGUUGCAGCAGUAUGACCUGGCUUUGUGAUUGCCGUGUUACUUUGAUUGGUUGAUUAUGUCAUUAAAAUCUUUGAGGCAUUUUUCAGAAAUGGAAUCAUUAAAAUGUGGUAGUGGAAUUACAGGCACAACAGAGUAAAUAAAGAAGUUGGUGCUCUUGAAUUGACAAAGUCAUUUAAUAUCCCUCAGGUGACAAAGUGUGCAUUCAUAAUCCUUUAUAAUAUUUUACUAAGUACCAGAGUCAGAGCACUGGUGUCUGGUUUUCAUGUUUUCCGAUACUAGGCUACAAUGUACAAAACAAUCGAUUUAGCAACAAGAUUAACACUGCAUCAACUUUACAGUAAAACUCAGGACUUAUCUUUAAUUCAGUCGUUAACUGAAAUGCAAGAUGGCACCAGUUGCGCUUUUUCGUAAAUGAGAAUGUGUUUGCGACGCGAUAAAGAUACACAAAAGUAGCACCGGUUCUAGUUAUCUGCACAAUGCCAAGUAAGGCUUAAAGUAAUCAUGAGAUGAGGGAAAAACAAUUAAAAUACACACAAAUCCAUGGCCACGGUUUUGCAUUUCAUCCCACUCGUAUAUGGUUAAUAAACCAUACUCCCAAAAUUCUUAAAUUCGUUGGUUUAACAAAUCUUGCCUAUUGAUAAGCUAAUACACCGUACCCACAAGUUCUCAAUCUGUGCGCUGAGAUUUAUAAACCAUACCUUAGUUUUUUGCGAUCUGCAACCAAAUUAUCAAACUGUAACUUUUCUAACUUUUUUUUUCAAAACGUAGGCUAUGUUUUCACAAUUCGUUGCCUUUGGGAAACCGUUCGGAUUGCGAAAGUGAUUUACAGGUGACUUCCGGGCCUCCAUUUGACAAAUAUGAGCACAAUAAAUACAUUUAAAGUUAAUGAACUUUAACAAGUAAGCAAUGACUUUUGUGCUUACAAGUCAGAAUAUCGUAAACGCGAUAAGUCAAUGCAUUAAUAAUUAUGCAGUCUCUUGAGUAAGUAGGCUACUUAUUUUGAGUAGGCCUAAUUAAUUAGGCUACUUUGUGACCAAUAAAAAAGUAUGUUCUUUGCGUACGACAUUCAAACAUGAUUGGUCAUUAUCACAUGACCUAGCAUUGUAAUUUGUGUCUUUACUGCCAGUAGGCUAGUUUAGGGGAGUAUGCAAUUUUGAAUACAGGGAAUAUCUCAAUGAUUGACAGUUCGUUUAUUAAGGUUGCAAUGGGUUAGUUUAUUAAGACUAAUUUAUAAUCAUUGUAUGCUUUAGACAUAUAAAACAUCUUCGUUCGCACAUCAUAAACAAACUAAACUCAGUAACGUAGGAAACUCAUUGAUAUUGUAAUUUAAUAGGGAGAAAAACAAUAUACGCUUAUAGUUAUAUACGAUAUAGUUUUUGAAUUGUUUGGUGAUGUAGGCUAAAUCAACUUUUCUUUUAAAUAAAGUUUUUGGAAAGGAAUUGUGCUGAUUUCAGAACAGCAUACUAAUGUGAAAUAUAGAAGAUAAAGAAAUUGUUAUGUUUGACUAUCACUUUG